CAAUUUGGUGCUUUCAUUGAGCAUCAAUGGCUGACACUGUUAUGGACUGCAUCAAAGCGGCCAUCGUGGAACUCAUCUCUAGUCAACUCAAAUUCACCGCUGCCGUAGACACCAUGGCCACCAAACUGGACGACCUUCUUCAGCAGCUGGCCCUUCACAAUGCCACUCAACACUUCCCAUCUUCUUCCUCCGAGCAGUCACCACCACCGCUGCCGCUUUCCAUGCCGACUUCGCCUCCAUGCUCCACACCCAUGCAACCAAGUGCCUCAUCAUUACCGGCCCCGCUUCCCAUGCCAAUUGCGCCUCCAUGUCUUGCACCCGUGCAACCAUUACCUGCACCUUGCCGGCUCCGCUUCCUACGCCUGCUCCUCAUCUUCCCAAUCUCAGUCAUUCACGCCGCCAUUUCCUUCGACAACCUCUUCAGCACUAUUCUUCGUUGUGGCCAUGCAACAGCUCCUCAUGACAAGCCUUGGGAAAAUAGAGACAUGGCGCUGUUUGGAACUAAGUCCUAUGGGACUGCCAUGGUCGCACACAAGUGCCAACCAACUGCCUUUGCACUAUGGACAGCUACUAAACCAGGUGCAUUUCGCCGGAACAGACCUUGGGAUCCCGGUAUUACUUUUGGAAGCCAUGGUUUGAAGCCCCAACACCUUGAGGAUAAGGUGUUUUUGAUGGGUCUGGAAUGUUAGGAGGGAGAAAACAAACCAGCAAAAGCACCAUUGAGGGGCACAAACCAACAAACCAAAAGCAGAAUCAUUGUUAGAGGGUGCUGAGCUGUCAGGAGGAGAUUGGUUCGUAGGGAAUAUGCUGUCGGCAUGUUACUUCCCAUUGUGCAGCACUGCAUUGUCGCCAUUUCCAUUUUUCUGUUAUUUUCUUUUUCGCAUUCUAGCACCUUUUGUUUCCUUAGCAGCACCCUUGGCUAGUGCCUCUAUAUAAGGGAUGCUUAGUAUGUAAUAGAAAACACAAAAAAUAAUAGAAUCCUUUUCCUCUCUUCAUCCUUUCUUUGGGAGAUCCCUAGUCCUUGAAUUCUAGGAUUAUCCUUGCUGUUCAUAAUAGAUUCAUUCAACUUAUUUCUAUUCAACUGUCACAUAUUAAGCAAUCAUGUUUUGAAGCUUGAACAUAUAUGUUGACAACAAUCUUGAACAUACUGAAAAAUAUGCUAGGGCAUUUUUCAUACAAAUUUUCAUUCUAACAUUAACUAAUGUGCCUUGAUGACUUGUUGGUCAUGGGUUCGAAUCCGGAAACAGCCUCUUUGCAUAUGCAAGGGUAAGGCUG
Molecule: messenger RNA, 1275 nt
Organism: Glycine soja
Lineage: Eukaryota; Viridiplantae; Streptophyta; Magnoliopsida; Fabales; Fabaceae
Exons: 1
Coding region: 27-689 (220 amino acids)
Source: RefSeq, a predicted model, not a curated record